This is a messenger RNA of Phialemonium atrogriseum, 1047 nucleotides long. RefSeq lists its product as uncharacterized. The transcript is spliced from 4 exons. Gene Ontology annotation, molecular function: pre-mRNA intronic binding; U12 snRNA binding. NCBI's taxonomy places the organism in Eukaryota, Fungi, Ascomycota, Sordariomycetes, Cephalothecales, Cephalothecaceae. Bases 171 to 794 code for a protein of 207 amino acids. Gene Ontology annotation, biological process: mRNA splicing, via spliceosome. Gene Ontology annotation, cellular component: U12-type spliceosomal complex. The record is from RefSeq and is a predicted model, not a curated record.
UGGCAAGGCUGAGGUGGCACGUACCACCACACGCCAAAAAAAGUUGCGUCCAGGAACUGAAGGACUGAACGGGCGACCGAACCUCCACGCGACGGACAACAUCCCAGCAAGUCACCUUCGCCGUCGAAUCUCAAACCUCUGCCCAAUCUGCACACCGAUAUAUCCAGUGCAUGACAAUGGCGGCAACUUCCACGCGACCUCCUCCGGCUGGAUUGCCCGCCAAAGUGCAAUCAAUCCCUCCAAACCAGACUCUCUAUGUUACCAACCUACCCUCGGCAAAGAUUCAGAAGGACGAUAUCAGGACGGCUCUGUACCUGCUCUUCUCGACACACGGUCCAGUCCUUGAUGUUGUUGCGCUGAAGACAACCAAAAUGCGAGGCCAGGCACAUAUUGUCUAUCGCGAUAUUCAAACAUCCACUCAGGCCAUGAGGUCCUUGGAUGGUUUUGAGUUCUUUGGCCGGCCGAUGAAAAUCACAUAUGCCAAGUCAAAGUCCAAUAUUGUCGCCAAACUCGACGGCACCUUCAGAAUGACAACUGGUGCUACUGCCCCAGUCGAUAUCACAGAUCUCCAGCAGAGCAUAUUUAAUGCUCCCGUCCCCAGAGGCGGUUCCUCUACAACCCACGACCUCCCGUCCAGGCCGCCUGCAGGCGGUGACCAGGCCAUGGCUGAUGCUGGGACGCCUGAAAGCCGAGGCAUGAAACGGCCGAGAGAGGAAAACGAGGAGGAGGAGGAGGAGGAGGAGGAGGAGAGCGAUUCAGACGUGGCUAUGGAGGAAGACAGCGAGGAUGAGUGAUACCCACGAGUUCUGCCUCUGCAGGACCGAAACGGUGGUGGCCGUGGUUUAUCUCGGUUCACCAUGGUCAAGAGCCAUCUCCUUGGGCACCCAGAGCCCUACGCAUCCGCCCACGAGGCCCAACCACAGCAUCAGAUAGUCCUCCUUAGAGCAGUCGAAAUUCGACAUGGCCUCACCAAGGAGGCAGGGGUGGACGAAGAAAGUGGGAACACCUGUAAUUGGGUGAUGCUGAAUGUGGUUUGGCUUACAUCUG